AUGCAGCAACGCCAAAUCAUAUUCAUUUGCCACAGAUUGGGUGUCAUGCUGCUGAAAAAGGCGCUCUGCGCUGCACGCCGCUCGAGCAAUGUUGUGAAUGAGGUGACUGCCGGAAUCAUAUUCCUCGGAACUCCCCACCUACAGUUGGUUGAUGAUUCACGGUGGGACAACUGGAAAUGGAUACUUAAGAUUUUUUGCAGAGAUCUGCCCAAGGAAUGUCUCACCAGCAGUGACAUUGUAAACCACUCGGAAACCUGUCGAUCCUUCACUCUACUCAAUCCUCAAUUUCCAAUUCUAUCUGUCUAUGACGUGAAGGAAAUUAAUCUCACGAGUGGGAGCAACAGCAAGACUUUGGUUGACAAGUCUCACGCUACUACACGAGGGGAUAACGAGGAACUCUUUGAAGCCGAAUCCACCGAUCAAGACCUUUGCCUAGUAGUUUCGGACACCGCUCUGAACCACCAGCUUGUCAAAUUCUUUAAAGCAGCCAUGGAGGAUGCUCUGCCUGCGGUAGCAGCACUACAUGUUGGAGAUAGUUCCGCACCGAAAACUAGAAGCAGCUUCGGGUCUGUGGAAGAUGCUAGAGAGCCAGUGAUAUUUACACCCACUUCUUUCUUUCAAAUGAAAUGCACGAAUACCAACGACGGGGAGAUUCGAACUCACUCUGACAGAAGCCCCAAUACCAUAUCUGAAUUCAAUGCCCCCCGUCGGGCAACAAAUGUGCCUCUGCAUAUGCUCAAACACCAACGAAAUCCCCGGUUUGUCGGACAAAAUGAUGCCUUGGGCCAGAUGGACAGGAGCCUACCACCCAGAUCAGACCAAGCGGUGCAAAGGCAGCCACGUAGCUUCGUCCUUUGUGGCCUGGGUGGCAUAGGGAAGAACGAGACCGCGAUUGAGUACACAUUUUCUCGGAAAUCUCAUUUCGAUACGAUAUUCUGGGUUAAUGAGGAUACAACACAGAAAAUUGCAGCAGGAUCUUCCGAGAUUGCACAAAAGUUUGGGCUCGAAGACUCGACUAGCAACAAUGAUCCCGUCGCUACUCGAGAAAUCGUGAACGUAUGGAUGGCGAAUCCGCUCAUUCAACCAUCAGACGAGUGCACGACACCCGUAAGAGAAGCAUUCUGA
Cadophora gregata is the source of this 1125-nucleotide messenger RNA. RefSeq lists its product as uncharacterized. Lineage: Eukaryota; Fungi; Ascomycota; Leotiomycetes; Helotiales; Ploettnerulaceae. The record is from RefSeq and is a predicted model, not a curated record. Bases 1 to 1125 code for a protein of 374 amino acids. The transcript has 4 exons.